Syngnathus typhle (broad-nosed pipefish) is the source of this 2674-nucleotide messenger RNA. Its product is annotated as gastrula zinc finger protein XlCGF57.1-like. Lineage: Eukaryota; Metazoa; Chordata; Actinopteri; Syngnathiformes; Syngnathidae. The transcript is spliced from 3 exons. Gene Ontology annotation, cellular component: nucleus. The record is from RefSeq and is a predicted model, not a curated record. Gene Ontology annotation, biological process: regulation of transcription by RNA polymerase II. Gene Ontology annotation, molecular function: RNA polymerase II transcription regulatory region sequence-specific DNA binding; DNA-binding transcription factor activity, RNA polymerase II-specific. Bases 105 to 1991 code for a protein of 628 amino acids.
UUUAUUUUAAUCACAACAAGCCGUGUGCAGCUAGUGCUAGUCAAGUGUUCGUCCAUGGUCAUCCUUGUUUCUGUUUGUGCCUUCGACAUCAUCGUCUUGGGAAAAUGUCUGUAAGGACCACAGCAAAGUACGUGAAGGAAAAGGACCGCAGUCGUCGACAACUGGAACAUCUUUGGCUGCAGCCUUAUGUUGUGUUGCGCAGAGCAGACAUCAGUGAAGCUAUUCAUCCUAAGCACGAGGAGCCAGACCGCACUCGCAUUAAAGAGGAAGAUGUGGGCAAAGAGGUCCACCACGUCAAUGAACAAAUGGAGCAGAAGUUUCUUUGCUCUAUAAGAGAGGAGGAAGAGCCGGAGCGGCCUUGUCAGAAAGAGGACGGAGAGGACUCCUGCGACAUCAAAAAGGAGGAGGAAGAUACCUGCGAGAUGCCAUUGACUGGUGGACUUGUGAAGCGUUUAGAUGAGGCUCAACGUGAGGUGAGCAAAGGGGCGGAGCCUCCAAGCUGCAGCUCAAGUCCACAUAUGACCAGAGAAGGUGAUGGAGACCACUGUGGGGGAUCACAAGCAGCUCCACUAUCAGAUAGUGAUGACGUCUUGUCACAUGUUCCUGCUGCUGCGUCUGAUGAUGACUCUCACAACAAACACAGGCAAUGUUCUCACUGUGGAAUUUUUUUCCGUCAUAGCAGUAGGUUGAAACAACACAUGAGAAUGCACACAAGAAACAAAAACUUUUCCUGUUCAGAUUCUGGCAAAAAAUUCUCUCAGAGUGGAUCUUUAACAAUGGACGCAAGAAUCCACACUGGUGAGCAACCUUUUUCAUGCUCAGUUUGUGGCCAAAAAUUCUCUCACAGGGGAAAUUUAAAUAGGCACACAAGAAUCCACACUGGUGAGAGACCUUUUUCAUGCUCAGUUUGUGGCCAGAAAUUCUCUGAGAGGGGAAGUUUAAAUACGCACACAAGAAUCCACACUGGUGAGAGACCUUUUUCAUGCUCAGUUUGUGGCCAGAAAUUCUCUGAGAGGGGGAGUUUAAACACGCACACAAGAAUCCACACUGGUGAGAAACCUUUUUCAUGCUCAGUUUGUGGCCAGAAAUUCUCUCUGAGUGGAUCUUUAAAAAAUCAUACAAGAAUCCACACUGGCGAGAAACCUUUUUCAUGCUCAGUUUGUGGCCAGAAAUUCUCUCUGAGUGGAUCUUUAAAAAAUCAUACAAGAAUCCACACUGGCGAGAAACCUUUUUCCUGCUCAGUUUGUGGCCAAAAAUUAUCUCAGAAGAACCAUUUAAAAAGGCACACAAGAAUCCACACUGGUGAGAAACCUUUUUCAUGCUCAGUUUGUGGCCAAAAAUUCUCUGAGAGGGGAAAUUUAAAUAGGCACACAAGAAUCCACACUGGCGAGAAACCUUUUUCAUGCUCAGUUUGUGGCCAAAUGUUUUCUCAGCGGGGAGGUUUAAAUGUGCACACAAGAAUCCACACUGGCGAGAAACCUUUUUCAUGCUCAGUUUGUGGCCAGAAAUUCUCUCGGAGGGGAGAUUUAAACACGCACACAAGAAUCCACACUGGCGAGAAACCUUUUUCAUGCUCAGUUUGUGGCCAAAGAUUCUUUGAGAGGCGAAGUUUAAAUACGCACACAAAAGUCCACACUGGUGAGAAACCUUUUUCAUGCUCAGUUUGUGGCCAAAAAUUCUCUCAGAGGGGAAAUUUAAAUACGCACACAAGAAUCCACACUGGUGAGAAACCUUUUUCAUGCACAGUUUGUGGCCAAAAAUUCUCUCAGAGGGGAAGUUUAAAUAUGCACACAAGAAUCCACACUGGUGAGAAACCUUUUUCAUGCUCAGUUUGUGGCCAAAAAUUCUCUCAGAGGGGAAGUUUAAAUAUGCACACAAGAAUCCACACUGGUGAGAAACCUUUUUCAUGCUCAGUUUGUGGCCAAAAAUUCUCUAUAAAGAGAAACUUAAACAGUCAUACAAGAAUCCACACUGGCGAGAAACCUUUUUAAUGCUCAGUUUGUGGCCAAAAAUUCUCUAUAAAGAGACACUUAAAUAGGCACACAAGAAUCCACACUGGCGAGAAAGUCAUAAGCAUAACUUAAACAGGCAUACAAGAAUCCACAUUGGUGAGAAACCUUUUUCAUGCUCAGUUCGGCCAAACAGUCUCUCAGGGUAAACUUAAUCAGGCACGCAGGAGCCCACACUGGAGAGAAACUUUUUGCCUGCUCAGUCAGUUGCCAAAGAGUCUCUAUUAAGAAUUCUGAGUGUUUUGGAGAGAUGAGCAAUGAUCCAUGAAGUUCUCACCUUCUUUUUGAGCAAACUUUAUGAGUUUAUGCAUCAGUGAUAGUUCUAUUCUAGUAUGCACCUUUUGAUUGAGAUGCUGAACUCCUUUCAUUUAAGUUCGAUUCAUUUUAGUUUUACCUAUGAAUUUGAAAAUAAAGUUAACCGGCCUCGGGAUGAUAAUAGUUCUGUAUUUUUCAUGAUACUUGAAGUUUAUUUGGUUUUUAGUUGUGUGUUCAUACUUAGGGCAAGUUGCUUUGUUCUUAUUAGUGUCGGUUCAGGAUUUUGUUUUGUUCAGCUUUUCAUGUUCAUGCCUGGAAAGCGGACUUUAAACCGAUGAUGAUGAUGAUGUGGAUCAAUAAAAGGAAAGAGUGUUGGACAUCCCCCAUUUUUCUUCAACAGUUUUUUUUGU